Messenger RNA from Ornithorhynchus anatinus (platypus), 3614 nucleotides. RefSeq names its product vesicle amine transport 1 like (gene VAT1L). The coding region runs from base 76 to 1338 and encodes 420 amino acids. Gene Ontology annotation, molecular function: zinc ion binding; oxidoreductase activity. The transcript is spliced from 9 exons. The record is from RefSeq and is a predicted model, not a curated record. Lineage: Eukaryota; Metazoa; Chordata; Mammalia; Monotremata; Ornithorhynchidae.
AGUCCGGCCGGCCCCGCCGAAGAGGCCGCUCCCGUGGCCAGUCCGCUCGCCGGCUUGGUGGUCGACCCCAGCCCCAUGGCGCAGGGUGGAGCCGCGGCGCGGGCCGAGGAGACGACGCUGAUGAUGGAGGGGGCGGCCGGCGGGUUGGGAGCUCGGGAAGCCGGCGAAGGCGGCGGGUCCCGCUCGGCGGGCGCCGGGGAGAUGCGGGCCGUGCUGCUGGCCGGCUUCGGCGGGCUCAGCAAGCUGCGAGUGGCCCGGAGGGUCAUGCCCGAACCGCAGGACGGGGAACUGAAGAUCCGCAUCAAAGCCUGUGGUUUAAACUUCAUUGAUCUGAUGGUACGCCAAGGGAAUAUCGACAGCCCACCGAAGACACCCCUGGUGCCUGGAUUUGAAUGCUCUGGGAUUGUUGAGGCUCUUGGCGUCGGUGUCAAAGGAUUUGAGAUCGGAGAGAGAGUCAUGGCUUUUGUAAACUACAAUGCAUGGGCUGAGGUCGUUUGCACACCAGCAGACUUUGUCUACAAGAUUCCCGAUGACAUGAGUUUUUCAGAAGCUGCUGCUUUUCCCAUGAAUUUUGUAACUGCCUACAUGAUGCUGUUCGAGGUUGCCAACCUGAGAAGUGGGAUGUCCGUGCUGGUUCACUCUGCAGGCGGGGGUGUGGGUCAAGCUGUUGCACAGCUCUGCUCAACAGUCCCCAAUGUCACUGUCUUUGGGACUGCAUCUUCUUUCAAGCAUGAAGCAAUCAAAGAUUCAGUGACCCACCUUUUUGACAGGAAUGUAGACUAUGUGCAAGAAGUAAAAAGAAUCUCUGUCGAGGGUGUAGACAUUGUUUUGGAUUGUCUUUGUGGAGAAAAUACCGGAAAAGGCCUCAGUCUUCUCAAACCCCUUGGGACAUACAUUUUGUAUGGCUCAUCAAACAUGGUUACUGGGGAAACCAAAAGCUUCUUUAGCUUUGCAAAAUCAUGGUGGCAGGUUGAGAAGGUGAACCCCAUCAAACUCUACGAGGAGAAUAAAGUUAUCGCUGGAUUUUCGCUCCUAAAUCUGCUUUUCAAACAGGGCCGAAGUGGCCUCGUUAAAGAUGCCAUGGAUAAACUCAUAACGCUGUACAAUGAGAAGAAGAUCAAGCCCAUGGUUGACUCACUGUGGGCCCUGGAAGAGGUGAAGGAGGCCAUGCAGAGAAUCCAUGACAGAGGGAACAUAGGAAAAUUAAUCCUGGAUGUAGAAAAAGCUCCAACUCCUCUGAUGGCCAAUGACAGCACCGAGACUAGCGAAGCCGGAGAAGAGGAGGAGGAUCACGAGGGGGAUGGAGAAAACAAGGAGCGCAUGCCAUUUAUCCAGUGAUGACUCCAUGCCGCAAAGGUGAACCUGCAGGCGCAUUUGGAAGAAGGGAAUCAGGCUGGGAAAUCUAUUCUGUGCACCAGUGAACAAAUGCUGUAGUACAGUGUGUGUUGUAUUUGUCUGCCGUCAGCCGAGCUAUAAGCCGUUGAUCAUCGUUGUUUUGGAACUUCAGUGCCAUCUCCAUUCAGUGCAGCACUAUGGUGUCCCUUUCGUAUGAUGUUUCCCCUAGCCCCCAUCCCCUUCAUUUUUGUUCCCUCUCCCAAAGGGUCUGAUGCCACCCCAGCCUUUGAAGUCUUUUCAGCAUCUCUGUCAUGAGAAGGCAGGGGUUCAGCUGGAAACACUUUUGCAGGUCAGGGGAAUUGCCAUACCUGAAGAAUUUUCUGAACCACUCAUCACUCCAGGUAGCUUUAGACAGAUCUCUCUUCCCACUGAAUCUGUUAUUUCACCAUAUCGAGCAGUACCCUUCCGCUAGCACUUCCAGGCAUCGAAGGCAUGGUUUUCAACUGGUGAGUCUGGCGAUAGAGAAGGCUAGAAAAAAUAUCUGGUUGGGUACCAUGGGCUGGGAUGACAUCAGAUAUAACCCUCCUCUCUGGCCACUGUAUUUCAUCUCGUACUUCAAAGAUGCCUCAUUUUUAAUACAAGAGUAGGUGUUAGAGUGCUUCAAAGAGAGUGGCAAAAGUCUUAACUGAGAGAGUGUGAUUAUUUCCGUAUUUCCACAUUAACCUGACAAAUGAAGUGGUAUUUCAUUAAUGGCUUGACCUGCCAUGUUUAAUGCUCGUUCCCUCGCUGUCAACCAUGCAUUUUUCCUUGUUCCUUCAUUAACCCAAAUAGUGUAGUAUUUGGAUGGGAUAAUAACACCUUCCUCACCAACCCUAAUGCCAAACACUCUUACGGCUACAUGAAUCCCAGUGAACAGCGCAGAGUGAACAGCAUGGAGCUUCUGGACAGCCCUAUCUGAGCUGCUGUAUUCCACCUAAAUCAGCAACAGACUGAUCAAUCUUGGUUCUGGGAGGGCUCACUCACUAAAGAAAAGUUCAAUCUUUGGUACUCAAUCAAAAACACAUCUAACACACCUACCUCUCUAUGGCAGGAACAGUCACCUGGAAGUGAUCUCAUCUUUUUAAGCUGAAUUUUUUCAAGGAGGUGGUUCCCCUGUUUUGUCUGGGUCAUAGUCCCCUAAAUGGAUGGCUCUGGCCCCUUACAAACACAGCAUUAGUUGUGCAAGUGAUGGUGACCAGUUUCCGCCCCCCCACGCCCGACACCGAAAAAAAGGAAUCCACCAAGCCCUACUUUCUCUGCUAAACUCAGUACAGCUUUCCAAGGAUGCAUGGGACAAAAUUGCACUUGCAGAAAAUCUUGCCUGAGAAUGAAUCCUCCUUUUCCUUGGUCUGACUCUGGGUUUGUAGUGGUGGCGAACAUCUCUUGUAACAAAUAUUGAUCUGACAUGAUGGAAUAGGUAUUGUGAGCAGAUAUAUUUGGCUGUAGUCAAGUUAGGCUGAUUUCAUUUGCCAAGCACGGUCACCUCUCUGAAUCAAGUUGGAGGGGUUGAGUCAACUCCAAACUGACCAGAGUCCUUCUUAGACCAGGAUAUUCUCUCAGACAACUGAGGAAGUAAAGUAACAAGCCAGUUAGAUUGUCACGAUUAGCUACUACCCAGGACAAUCACUUCCUGAGUUUGGAUUUAGCUACCAUUCAGUCAGGACAAAAUGUACCUUGGCAUGUCAGGAAAGUGGGGAGAGAGUGAUAAUGAAAAAUAGCCACUUCUUUGUAGUUCUUUCUGAUCAUUUCAAGUAGGCCCACUCACAGUCCAGAAAAUAAUAGCAAAUGAAAAAAUAAAAAGUGUUCCUACCCUCCAAGUACUUGCUGAAACUCCACAGAAAGUAACGUCAUUGACCACGAACGUGUUUAAUCAGCAUGCUGCUCUACAUCACUCCUUUGCAGAAUGCUGCCUCUCUUUGAAGUUAGAAUUUGCCAAACCCAAAAUCUGACCAUGGUAUUAGGAUAAAAAACAAACAAAAAACGUGUGGAAAAUUUACUUCGAUUCUCAUUUCAGACACCGUUUUUCAAUCCAAGCAGUUGUUUUUCUGAAUCAAAAGAAAAGAUAAGCUCAAUUUGCCUUAAGGAACUAGGAAGGCCUCUCUGUAAUUGGAGCCUGAUUGAAGUGAACCGAAACAUUGUUUAGUUGUAUUUGUUGCUUUAGAGCUUUGGUUAUAUUGUGCCUACAGAGCAUAUUAUGUUUACAGAAAGAAAAAAAAAAUAAAAUAUUAAGCAUAGCAUUA